UUUGUUUGUUUUUGUGAGAUCAAGCACAGAUGCUACUAGCAGGAUUCAAAGGUUUUCAAAAUGCGGUGUCUGGUAACACAGAAGAUCAUUUCGCUUUCAAAAAAGAAACACAUUCCAUUCCUGUGUGUGUUAAACUGAUAUCACUGCUGGACAACUCCCAGAAAAAGCCAUUCUUUAGCAGCAGUAUAAAAUUUUAUGCCAGUCCUCUGUGUUCCUGGAAUGAGAGCCUCUUGUAUACACGUUUAGCAGCACUAUCUAAAACAGAGUUUUGUGCUUGAAACUGGCUGCGGGCUUUAACAUCACCACCCAAUCUCUGCUUGUUUCAGGUGCCUGAGCUAUGGAAAAAUUAUGCUUGUGCUUCAAGCAUAUUGAAACAUGAUUAAGCAGGCCUGAGGUAGAAAUACAGGCUUGAGGGUACUAAUAAAACAUAGCAGCAUGUGCUUUGCUGCUGUGGCCUAGUAGAGGCAAAGGAAGCAAGGGCACGAGUUCCAACAGGUGUGUAAAGACGAGUUAGGCGGUUUCGUUUCCUUUUUCACUUUUUCACUCCAAGAUAAGCCACGUCGUAUCCGAUCCCGGCCUUUUCCCCGACGGCUGAAGGGGAAGCUCCCCCGGCACCCCAAGCCAGCGGCGUUCCGCAUGCGGAGAGGCCCGCAGCCUGCCCCUCCCAGCCCGGACCAGACCCGGACGCGGACCCGGAGCCAGACCGGGGCGCGGGAGACAAUGCCUGGGCCCGCCCCGCGCCAUUCCCGCCGCACGUCACCGCGGGGCGGAGCGCGGCGCCCGAUUUAAGGGCCGGCGAGGGGCGCGGCCGUCGCAGCUGCGAGUGCGGGAGCGGCGGCGAAGGAGGCGAAAACAACAGCAGCGGCAGGGGCAGCUUCGGACAUCGGCACCAUGCGUGAGAUCGUGCACAUCCAGGCCGGGCAGUGCGGCAACCAGAUCGGCGCCAAGUUCUGGGAGGUCAUCAGCGAUGAGCAUGGCAUUGAUCCCACGGGCAGCUACCACGGGGAUAGUGACCUGCAGCUGGAGAGGAUCAACGUCUACUACAAUGAAGCUGCUGGUAACAAGUACGUCCCCCGUGCCAUCCUCGUGUUAAGCCACCUGGUAUCAAAGGAAUUUCCAUGA
This is a messenger RNA of Onychostruthus taczanowskii (white-rumped snowfinch), 1122 nucleotides long. Its product is annotated as tubulin beta-4B chain-like. Gene Ontology annotation, cellular component: cytoplasm; microtubule. Gene Ontology annotation, molecular function: GTP binding; structural constituent of cytoskeleton. The coding region runs from base 892 to 1122 and encodes 76 amino acids. NCBI's taxonomy places the organism in Eukaryota, Metazoa, Chordata, Aves, Passeriformes, Passeridae. The transcript has 3 exons. The record is from RefSeq and is a predicted model, not a curated record. Gene Ontology annotation, biological process: neuron migration; microtubule cytoskeleton organization; mitotic cell cycle.